Molecule: messenger RNA, 2010 nt
Organism: Purpureocillium lilacinum
Lineage: Eukaryota; Fungi; Ascomycota; Sordariomycetes; Hypocreales; Ophiocordycipitaceae
Source: RefSeq, a predicted model, not a curated record
AUGGCCGCCGGCGGGGAGCAGGUCUACGCGACGCUUCUCCUCAGCGACUCGUAUCUCCCAGGUGCUCUCGUUCUCGCGCACUCCCUCCGCGAUGCUGGCACCACGAGGAAGCUCGCCGUCCUCGUCACCCUCGACGCGGUCUCGGCCGACGCAAUAACGCAGCUUCAAACGGUUUACGAUUAUGUCUUGCCCGUGCCGCGGAUACGCAACGAGCAGCCCGCCAAUCUGUACCUCAUGAACCGCUCCGACCUGCACUCGGCCUUCACCAAGAUCAACCUCUGGAAGCAGAUGCAGUUCUCCAAGAUUGUCUACCUCGAUUCCGAUGUCGUCGCCUACCGCGCCCCCGAUGAGCUCUUCGACUUGCCUCACCCCUUCUCGGCUGCCCCCGAUAUCGGCUGGCCUGACCUCUUCAACACAGGCGUCAUGGUCCUGACGCCCAACAUGGGCGACUUGUACGCGAUGAUGGCCAUGGCAGACAGGGGUAUUUCCUUCGACGGUGCCGAUCAGGGCCUGCUCAACAUGCAUUUCGGACGGGGCUACAACCGACUGUCCUUCACGUACAAUGUCACCCCCUCGGCUCACUAUCAGUACGUGCCUGCUUAUCGACACUUUCAGUCAACCAUCAACAUGGUGCACUUUAUCGGCGCCAACAAGCCGUGGCUCGCCGGCCGCAAUGCUCCUCAUGGCAAUGCGCCUUACGACGAGAUGGUUGGCAGGUGGUGGGCCGUCUACGACCGUCAUUACAGAGUGCCAGAGACAUCCUCGCACCAGACACAACAGCCGUCACCCACGUUUGUGCAAUACUUCACCAAGGGUGAAUUCCAGCCCAAGGUUAUAGUUACUCAGCCCAGCCCCAGCGAAGACGUCCCUGGACCAAAGGGACAGGGCACCGUUGACUACUCUCAGGCUCAUGGCACUACUAGCAGCCCUCGGGCUCCCUCGUCGGGACGUCCGUACGAGCAACAGCCGGCCCAGGUGUCAUCUGAGGUGACUCCGCACGUUUCCCAGCCAAAGGCUGAGCCAGCCCCUGUGCCCAUGAACAGUUGGGACGCUCAAUGGCAACCGCCUCCUGCGGACUCGAGACCUGAGGCUCUGAACUUCCCCUCGACUCAUUAUGAGAUGUCCAGGGACGUGAAGCCUUUUGUCCCUCCCGCGCGGUAUCCAAGUCCCCCUAAGAACAUGUGGUACGAGGUUCCUCAAGAGCCGCCACAGACACAGCCACUCCAGCCCAUCUUCCCCUGGGAAACUAAGCAGCCCAAGCCAUCGAGGGCAUUUGCGAGCGAAGAGCCGGAGACUGCUCCGGCGACACAAGAAUCGUCGCAAGGCAUCGCUGGUGAGACUGGCACCGCUCCUGGUGUCUACGCCUCAACUGAGACGUCUUCUACAGUGUCUUCUAUUUCGGGAGCCCCAGGGGAGUCACAGUCUGGCUUGGCCCCAGCUGCCAACGUUGUACCCGCAGAUCCCUGGACCUCGUUUCCACGGCUUAAUGCAUGGGAUGAUGUUCCAGGGAUCGGCCGCUACGUUGAAGGUCUCCAGAAGCAUCGCCGAGGGAGGAGCCAAGGAGGCGCCGCCGCCGCAACUUCUGGCGGGAUCCUCAGUCCAGUUUCUAGCGAGCGGCCGAGCUUACCUGUGACUCCGGCACCCAUCCGGCGCCCAUCGUUUUGGGGUGACGAUGCGCCGGAGUCGGGGGCCGCUGACUCGAGGGAACAGCAGCUCCCCGAGGCCCCUGGCGUGCCGGCACAGGCUGAAUGGGACCCAGCUGAGCAGCUUCAGAAGCUCGCGAAGCAGCAGUCCGAGGCGCUGCUGCGCAAGCUUGGCAGUGAUGGAGGGCCCGAGGGCGAAGCACCACCGCCGAGCGUCUUGAGCCCACGCCCGGUCAAAGGGGCUUCACCGGCAAGCCUGGAGCAGGGCGUCGGGGCACCCGAGGCUGCAGGCGGGGCAGGCACAGAUGUUUUGCCAAGUCUGCAGGCGGAGUCGGAACGCGGAGAUCAGGAAAGUAACGGUAGUUGA